AUGGUGCCACCACCGGCGGCUGUGGCCCGGCGCUCCUUGUCCUUGGACCACGAGAUGUUUCUCGAUUUCCUUGUGCUCGUCCUCUCCUGCCUUCCCUGCAUCGCCGACCGUGGAAGCUUCGCUUCCGUCUGCACACUCUGGAGGCGUGCCGCGGGUCUCUCCGACGCGCCGCCGCCCGCUCAGCUCCCGUGGGCCAUAUUCCCGUCCGCAACCGCCGCGUCCACCGUGUUCAGCAUCCUUUCCGCCUCCACUCGCCGGAUCUACCUGCCAACCGAGCUCGUGGGCGCGCGCCUCUGCGGAUCCCACCCCGGCGCCUGGGUGGCCGCCACCGGACACGUCCCCAGCGGCGGGAACGUGGCCAUCAAUCUCUUGUCCCGCGAGAUGGUUCCCCUUCCUAACAAGAAGCUGGCCCCCCUGAGCCGUCGACGCGCAAUCCAGCUGCUGGAGGGUGAGGGUCCCGAGCCCUUGAUCAGGCAGCGGGCGGAAAAGGACGUGGCCGUCCGCGCCAUCGCCUUCUCCGACGCGCCCAACUCGCCAGACUGCGUCGCGGCCGCUAUCACGGAGGGCGUCUACCAACCCAGCGUCGCCAUGUGCUGGCUGGGAGCGCAGCCACAGCACUGGGCCGUGCCGUGGACGAUUCCCGCUGGCGUCCAAGAUGUUGUGUACUUCGAGGUCGGAGGUAAUUUGAAGCCAAGCUUCUACUUAAUCACCAACUGGGAUGCCCUCUUCGUGGCAUCCUUUGUUGAUGAUACACAGAUCCUGGUGCACAAGUGCAGGGUACAGUGGCCGACGGAUGACAUGCCUACCCUGCCGGCCAACGUCUACACAAGCCGGUACCUAGUGGUGUCACGAGGGCACUUGCUAAUGGUUCGCAGGUACUACUCUUACUCCAAAAGUGACGGCACGCAUCAGACGAUGCUCUUCAGGGUGUUCGAAUUGCAAAAUCAAACCCUAGACUUGUCAUGGCUGGAGCUUGACAGUUUGGGUAGUCGAGCUCUCUUCCUUGCGCGCUGCAGUUCCAGGGCUUUUGAGUUGCCUGCUAACAGUGAGAUCAAACCGGGGAGCAUCUUUUUCUUGGACGACAUUACAUUUGGUGAAUCAGUGGCAGCAACAAAAAAUGAUAACCAAUACAAUCGCAAUGACAUGGGAGUGUAUUACAAGGAUGAACCAGGCUUAACUUGGCCUCAUCUGUGCUCCAAUCUUUUUGGGGCAAAAAACUUUGUGGCGUUCCUGAAACAUGAAGGGAAAAUGGAAAUCAUGCUAUUUGACAAUCUGCAGGAAUUGGAGACAUAUGUUGGCAACAAACCUAUUGAGGUGGAGAUCAAAGGCUGCAUCCGCCGCUUCAAUUGGGAACAAGCCACCAAGUGCCCAACUCCAAUCUGGUUUGCGCAUUGA
Molecule: messenger RNA, 1395 nt
Organism: Panicum virgatum (switchgrass)
Lineage: Eukaryota; Viridiplantae; Streptophyta; Magnoliopsida; Poales; Poaceae
Exons: 1
Coding region: 1-1395 (464 amino acids)
Source: RefSeq, a predicted model, not a curated record